AUGUUUACUAGCAUAUUGACUUCAAAUGGAAGGUGUUUGUAUAUAUGUAUGUACAUACCCAGGGCAAGGGUUACUGUAAGGCGAACAAUUGGCAGCCGACUUGAGAGGAAGACCUCAGAGGCGCACACUAUAUAUUUCAGAAGAUUAAAAUUCUCCCCUCAAAAUUGCACAGUACUGAUCAACAACAUUGAUAGUUUUAUACAAAGAAGCCAUCUUAAGAAACACUUAACAGCCUAUAUACCGCAUAGAAUCUCCCCGUCUACAGAUUUAUUUUACACUUUAUACCUUCACAUCGUAUGGC
Molecule: messenger RNA, 301 nt
Organism: Lymnaea stagnalis (great pond snail)
Lineage: Eukaryota; Metazoa; Mollusca; Gastropoda; Lymnaeidae
Source: the annotation of a GenBank genome assembly